This is a messenger RNA of Corythoichthys intestinalis (scribbled pipefish), 4294 nucleotides long. RefSeq names its product calpain-5-like. Gene Ontology annotation, molecular function: calcium-dependent cysteine-type endopeptidase activity. Gene Ontology annotation, cellular component: cytoplasm. The transcript has 14 exons. NCBI's taxonomy places the organism in Eukaryota, Metazoa, Chordata, Actinopteri, Syngnathiformes, Syngnathidae. Gene Ontology annotation, biological process: proteolysis. Bases 243 to 2168 code for a protein of 641 amino acids. The record is from RefSeq and is a predicted model, not a curated record.
CGUCGAUAGUGGAUUUAUUGGGAUCCAGAUUGCCAUGUAGUAUGGCAAACAGACCUUGAACGCAUCCCUAGCGCUUGUCUCGAGUCGUCGUGGGCUUGAAAGGGUGUCGUGUGGUCGCGACUAGUAAGCACGUCGUUUCUUGGAUGUGAGGGUUAGGGUUAGGGUUCCAUAUUGAUAAUCUUCCUCCGUACACGAAGAAAAAGACGAAAAAUUUGCACUGGUGCUCCAGAACAUAGAUAUAUAUGGUGAAAAAGCCCAACUGUUGUUUUGUGAGAAGCAUCAGGAUGGUGGUGGCUUAUGAGGACCAAACAUUCAACUCCCUGCGGAAUCGGUGUCGCCAAAAUAAGGUCCUGUUUGAGGACCCCCUGUUUCCCGCCACUGACCAGUCGCUCUUCGACCAGAGGAACCACAUCGGCAACGUCGUUUGGAAGAGGCCGAAGGAGCUAUGCCAAGAGCCUCACCUUUUCGUGGAUGGCCUGAGUGCCCACGAUCUCCACCAAGGUCAGUUGGGAAACUGCUGGUUCGUGGCAGCUUGCUCGACUCUGGCCACGCGAGACAGCCUUUGGCAAAAGGUGAUUCCCGACUGGCAAGAUCAGGAGUGGAAAAACGACCAGCCCGACUUGUACGCCGGUAUCUUCCACUUCCGCUUCUGGAGGUUUGGCGAGUGGGCAGACGUGGUGAUUGACGACCGUCUUCCCACCCUUAACGGCAAGCUGGUCUACUGCCAUUCCGACGAUCCCAGCGAGUUCUGGAGCGCCCUGGUGGAGAAGGCCUAUGCCAAAACUUUCGGCUGCUAUGAGGCGCUCAGUGGCGGUAACACGGCCGACGCGCUAGUGGACUUCACAGGUGGCGUCUCGCAGACCAUUUGCAUGGAGGACAGCGGUGCCAAAGAUCAAAUGGAGAAGCAAGCUGAGCUGUUCUUGCGAGUUGUCAAAGUCCACGAAAGAGGAGGACUCAUCAGCGCCUCAAUAGAGGCAAGCGGCACAGCUGAAAUGGAGUCUCGCCUACCCAACGGCCUUGUCAAAGGUCACGCCUACGCCGUGACGGCUGUGCGGCACGUGCGUCUCGGUCACGGCUUGCUGGCCUUCUUUAAGUCUAAUAAACUGGAAAUGAUUCGGCUGAGAAACCCCUGGGGCAGCAGCGAGUGGACCGGACCUUGGAGUGACAGUUCAGCGGAGUGGAAAAAUGUCAGCCAGCGUGAGCGCGAGAAAAUUGGCGUCGUCGUGCAGAAUGAUGGCGAGUUCUGGAUGACGUUCAGCGACUUCAUCGCCAACUUCACGCACAUAGUCCUGUGCCGCCUGAUCAACACGUCCUACUUUAGCUUGCACAAAACCUGGGAGGAAGUCACGGUGCACAGCUCCUGGCGUCGCCACGACAACGCACUCAUGAACCGAGCCGGGGGCUGCAUCAACAAUAAGCAGACCUUCCUCCAGAACCCGCAGUUCUUGUUCGACGUCUCGAAAGCUGAGGAUGAAGCCCUCGUGUCUCUGCAGCAGAGGGACCGGAGAGCCUCUCUGAGACAAGGACGGGGAGAGAACUUGGCCAUCGGUUUUGAAAUACAUAGGGUAGAGGUGAACCGCAAGUACCGCAUGCACGCCCCCCAGCAGAGAGUAGCCAACAGCCCCUACAGCAAUGCCAGAUCUGCAUUCCUGCGCGUGGACCUGAAAAAGGGCCGCUAUGUCAUCAUCCCAACCACCUUUGAACCCAACCUGGAGGGAGACUUUCUGCUGCGCAUCUUCACUGACGUGCCAUCACACGGCAGGGAGCUUAUUUUGGAUCAGCCGCCACAUACCUGCUGGACCGGUUUGUGUGGUUUCCCGUCUCUGGUCACUCAAGUGCAUGUCCUCGAAGGAAAAGAACUUGGAGCUAACAACACAUACGUGACCGUCCGCUGCGAAGGCCGCUCGAUUCGCUCUCCGGUGCACAGACAAACUCGCACUCCCAACUUCGACAUCAAGGCCAUCUUUUACAGGAAGGAUGCAAGCCGGCCAGUCGUCAUCAAGGCGUACAACCGCGAGAAGCUGUGCGACUCGUUCCUGGGCGAGCUAAGGCUUUCCACAGAGUCUGGCAACGUCAACGAUACGCUGCACCUGCAGGCUGAAGGCGGUCGGUUAAACGCUACUCUGACCGUGGUUAUGGUAACCAGCGCCACACUCACCAGCAUCUGAGACGCCACACUUUUAUUUCAUUGGUUGCCACUGACAACGAUAGACAUUUUGAAUGCUCGUGUUUCAGUGCCAAUGACGGCGCUAGGUGUCCAAUUUAUUUUGAAUGGGACGGGGCUUCGUUCAUGCGCCCCUUCAGUCAAAAUAAACUGGACGUCUAGCGCUGUCAAAGGCAGCCAAUGAGGUAACAAUCUUUUCUACAAAUUACUUUGAUUUUUUUUUCUCCUAUAGGUUUUCAGUUUUUGAUUUUCAUUCAUUUAUUUUUUUGGAGACCUUUUUAUUGUAUUUUUUAGUUUAUUACAUUGAAGAUUUUUUUUUAAACAAAUGCUAUUUUAAUAUGUAUUUUACAAUUUAAAAUAGUUUGUGCUUUUAUGUAAAAAUAUUUCAUUUGUAUUCAUGUUACCAUUUUAUAUGUAUGUAUACAGUAUUUAGUAUAUAUGUUUACACUUCAUUUUGAUAUAUUGCGACGUUUUAGUAUUAUUUCAUUUUGUUUACAUAUCUAUGUUAUUUCACUUAUAAAAUUCAUUAUCAGUGUUGGGCACGUUAUUUUAAAAAAGUAAUUAGUUAUAGUUACUCACUACUUCUUCCAAAAAGUAACUGAGUUAGUAACUGAAUUACUCUGUAGUAAAAGUCACUAGUUACCAGGGAAAGUAAUUAUUUCCGUUACUUUAAAAAGAAGUUGUUGUAUGUCAAAGAAUUUGAAAUUUUCUGAGCAGUACUUGAGUCAGUUGAAUAGAGAAGAACAAUCAGCAGUAAACAAUAUAAAGUGAGUUUAAUCAAUUAAAUCUAUCUCUCACAAGCUGAGACAACUGGUCAAGUAGACAUAGCCUACUGUAAUUCAAGUAUUUUGACUUGAAAUAGUGUUUAUAUCUCCACCUCGUAAUGGACAAAUUUUCCUCUGAAUGCUCUGCCAUCAUAUCCCUCUGCAUCUGUUUUGCGUGUGUGUAUUUGCUGCACGCGCUGUUCCGGUUUGUGUGUGAAAACACCGGCUCUGAUUGGCUUACCAUGACACAUGACUCUAACCCUCAGCCAAUCACAAUCACUUCCAUCCCAUCUAUCCAGGUGGUGCAUUCAGGUAGCCUUGUCCCCCUACUCCUCCCGUCACCCUCAAAGCGUCUGUCGUCCUCAAGAUGGAAGCAGCAUUCUUGCUGGCUGACAGUGGGGGAUGGGAACGAGGCUAGCAUUCAGGUGUAGCAAACACAGAAAUGUUAGAAAACUUUGGAAAGCAUUGUCUAAUUGAAUGAGCAGGGACAAACAGCCUGGAGUCAUAAGAAUUACGUGCUGUAAUAUUCUGAAACAGAAUUAUCCGAGGCACCCUAAAGUGCACACGGCGCCAAUAUUGUUUUGCUCACAUGAUGCAGGAGUGAGUUAGAGACACGGCCUGCUGAGAGCCGCACUUUUGUGUUAAUGUUGAAGUUAUUUGUGCUAUUAAAGAAACAGAGUGCCGGCACGUCCUGUGUGGUAUAUUUUUGCUAAGAAAAAGCACAAAACAAAACAUGUGCGCUAUUCUCGAACCUGAACGCACCCCAAGUCUUGGAUGACAAAUAAACAGAGCAGAGUAGACUCGCUACGGCUGGUAGUUUCUUCAAUUUAUUCAGAGUAUGUAACGCACUGCUUUUGACCGUCAGUAACGGUAACGGCGUUGUAACGGCAGAAAAAAUAAUUAGAUUACCCCAUUACUGAAAAAAAUAACGGCGUUAUUUAUAACGGCGUUAUUCCCAACACUGUUCAUUAUUGAGUCUUUUCAUGGCUUAAUCUCACAUAAAUUUACUUCAUUAAAAAAAAAAAAUCACUUUUUUUCCUCCGCCAUUUUAGUUCAAUACAAUCAGUUCACAAUUUUUUAAACUCAAUUUAAGUUUGUUUUUUCUUUAUUUUUCAAACAUUGUUAUCUGUUUUCAUUUGUUUUUUGUUUUUUUUUUCAAAAAUUUUGUUUUAUAAAAUUGUAUUUUAUUUAAUGUUCUUUUUUUUUUUCCUUUUUUUUUUUUUUUUAACCCAAAAUUUUGUUUUCUUGUUUUUUAUAUAUUCCAUAUCAUAUUUCCAUCUUAUAUUUGAAAUGUUUUAUUUUUUUGGUAACCAUUUCAUGUCUGCUUUCAUUUUGAUGACAUUACAAUCUACUUUUUUUCCUUAUU